AUGGCUGAAGUAGUUCACCGUAUAACAGAACUUACACAUCUACGUAUUUCAUGGUUCGGUUGUUCUGAUGACGAUGCAUGCAAUCGUCUUAAUCAUCGUCAUACUGUUUUAAUGUUACUUAUCUUUUCAGCUAUUCUCACUUCACGUUUAUUCAUUUCUGAUUUAAUUAUAUGCUGGACACCGGGUGAAUUCACAGGUAAUUUUGUUUCAUACACUCGGCAUUAUUGUUAUGUAACAAAUACAUAUUAUAUAUCAAUGAAUGAAACUAUUCCAACGUUAGCUAAUGCUCAUAUACGUCGUCGACGUUCAAUUUAUUAUUAUCAAUGGUUACCAAUAUUACUUGCAUUUCAAUCAUUAUUAUUUCUUAUUCCGCGUUUACUUUGGAGUAGUUUUAGUUCACGUUGUGGAAUUAAUUUACAACAUUGUUUAUCACCGAAAUUUGAUUAUCGAACAAGUCGAUAUAAAGUUCAACAUAUAACAACAAUGCUUAAUUUAUUAGCACGUACAAAACAACAUGAUUUUAAUCGUAUGACAACAAAUGAACCAGGUGGAUCAUUAAAUUCAAAUAGUUUAUCAUCACAUCAAUCAUCAUUAUUUAAAUUUUUACAUAUGUUUUGUAUGCCAUUUAUAUUUCUUACUGGUAAUUCAACUCAGGGUUAUUAUUUAGCACAUUUAUUUCUUAUUGUUAAAAUACUUUUUCUUCUUAAUUCAUCAUUACAAUUAUUCUUUUUAAAUACAUUAUUAACAAAAAAUUCAAUUAUAUAUGGUCUUGAAGUUUUUGAUAAUUUUCGUCGUGGAGAAUAUGUUAUUGGUACAAGAAUAUUUCCAUUGAGUGUUUAUUGUGAUUUUAAUAUUGUUAAAAUUGGUCAACCAACACUUUAUACAGUUCAAUGUUUAUUACCAAUGAAUGUAUUUAAUGAGAAAAUAUUUACUAUUAUUUGGUUUUGGUUAGUUUUUUUAACUAUAACAAAUUUUAAUAGUCUUUUAUUAACAAUAAUUCGUAAUAGUUUUAAUCAAUUUAAUUAUUCUUAUGUUGCAAAUUAUUUAAAUUUAUAUUCUAAAACUGAACGUUUUAAACGACAAAUACUUAUUAAACGCUUUAUUUUUGAUUAUUUAUCAGCUGAUGGUGUUUUAAUAUUACGAUUAAUAUCAGAAAAUAUUAGUGAUUUAUUAACAAGUGAAGUUGUUAAUGAACUUUGGGCUGAAUAUAAAAAAUUAGCAGGUUUAUCUGCAAAAAAUCGUGAAAAAUAUCUUUCAAGUCAACGAUUAAAAACUUUUCAUGUAUCAACAACAAGUCAAUCUCAUGGAGAAACUACAACAGCUCAAACAAGAGAUAUUUAUAGUCGUUAUAGUGCUCGCUAA
This is a messenger RNA of Adineta steineri, 1362 nucleotides long. Lineage: Eukaryota; Metazoa; Rotifera; Eurotatoria; Adinetida; Adinetidae. The record is from the annotation of a GenBank genome assembly.